Molecule: messenger RNA, 3129 nt
Organism: Jaculus jaculus (lesser Egyptian jerboa)
Lineage: Eukaryota; Metazoa; Chordata; Mammalia; Rodentia; Dipodidae
Gene: Wdr49
Product: WD repeat domain 49
Exons: 18
Coding region: 1-3129 (1042 amino acids)
Molecular function (GO): protein binding; calcium ion binding
Source: RefSeq, a predicted model, not a curated record
AUGAGUUACCAUUCUGCUGAUCUUGAGUUAGUUAUGGGGUCACAAGCACAGCCAAAAUGUCCUGAAAAACAAGAAGGUGCUACUGUGGAUGAAGACUGUGGUGGGGGCCUUCUUGAAAACAAACUCAGUGUGGCAGACUUCAUGAAAAUACAGCAAGUCUUCCAGUCCUCAGAGCCCAGGGAAUCCAUCUACAUGUCCAAAGAAGAAUUUGUGCAGAGUAUGACAGAGACUGUUGGUUGGGGCGCAAAGGAUGAAUAUGGGGAGCUCUUUGACAAGGUGGAUGUGACCCAGGAUGGCUUCAUUGAUUGGGAAAAGCUGACUUCAUUCCUACUGCUAUUACUUUAUGAGAAGGAUGAACGAGCCAAGGCGAUGGUGGUUCCUCAGUGGAAGGACCUUGAAUUCCUCCCAGGGAAGCACAAGGACACCAUUCAGAAAGUGGUUUUCUUAAAAAGUUCAAGUCGCUAUCUGACAAUCAGUAAAGAAGGUUUGCUGGGAUUCUGGGGCGAGAACUUAAAGCUCCAAGAAACAUUUCCUAUCACUUCAGAUGCCAUCAAACUUAAACACCUAUGGGUGACCAGUCUGGUGUCUCUGGAAAAUGUCAACAAGAUAGCAGUGGCUUUUACCAGUAAAGAAAUUUGUUUCUAUGAUCUGCUCUCCAAAGAAGAAUUUUCUUGUCAAUACAAACUCCAAGGCCUGACAGGAACACCAAUUUGCAUGGAUUAUUGGUACAAUCCUCUCAAUGGCAAUGAAUCAAUUCUUUCUUUUGGAGAUAUAACUGGAAAGGUUCAAGCGAUUGCUUUCACAGCAGCCUUGAUUUCACUGUUUGAACGACCUGCUAGUGCAUGUAAUGGUGAAGAUGCCACAAUGACUAUUGACUGGGCAGAGUUGCAGUCUGGAUGUCACAAGUGUUGCCAUGUAUUAAAGCACAACCUUCAUCGUGGAGACUGGGUCAGGAAAGUUACCUAUAAUGCAUACUUAGAUGCUCUUAUUUCCAGUACAACCAGCAAUUCAAAUACUGUGGUGCUGGCUUGGAGGGAGAAAUCAAAAAAGCAUCUUAAAAUGACAUCCUUCAACAUUGCCCAGGGCAUUCAUGCUUUUGAUUACCACUCUCGGCUCAAUUUAAUUGCCACUGCUGGAAUUGAUAAUAAAGUUUGCCUCUGGAACCCUUAUGUUGCUUCUAAGCCAGUUGGUGUCCUUUGGGGUCACUCAGCCAGUGUAAUAGCGGUCCAGUUCUUUGCUGAAAGAAAGCAACUUUUCAGCUUCUCCAGAGAUAAAGUUUUGAGACUCUGGGAUAUUCAGCACCAGCUGUCCAUCCAAAGGAUAGCUUGUUCUUUCCCCAAAGGUCAGGACUACAGGUGCCUUUUCCACUUUGAUGAAGCCCAUGGGCGACUCUUCAUCUCAUUCACUAAUCAACUGGCCAUGCUGGCCAUGGAAAGUGAAGUGGGCAGGAGGGUGAAAAGCCAUGCAAAAGCAGUCACUUGUGUUCUUUACAGUUCAUUCCUGAAGCAGGUAAUCAGCUCUGACUCAGGGUCUACUGUUUCCUUCUGGAUGAUAGACACUGGGCAGAAAAUCAAACAGUUUACCAGUUGCCAUGGCAACAUGGAAAUCAGCACCAUGGCCCUUGGUGCAAAUGAGACCCGGCUUUUGACUGGCAGCACAGAUGGGACUGUAAAGGUCUGGGACUUUAAUGGAUAUUGUCAUCACACACUAAAGGUUGGGCAAGAUGGAGUUGUGGAUAUUUCACAGAUCUUGGUUCUUAAGAAGACAAUACUGGUUACAGGUUGGGAGAGAACUAUCACUGUGUUUCGGCCCCAGAACUUCAAUCAAUUUUUCAUCCAGGCUGAAGAAUGGAAAGGGGAUGUUCAUCACCAUGAUGAUAUCUUGUGUGCUGCAUUUUUACCUCCACAAACUCUUGCUACUGGGAGUUAUGAUGGAGAAAUAAUUCUGUGGAAUAACAGCACAGAAAAUGCUCACCAUGUCCUUCACCCUGACUACCAGAGGCAGCUAAGAACAAAAUUGGAUCCCGAGGCUCACCACCUCAGUGCUGAGAGGAGCUGCUUCACCCACCUCACGACAGACCAGACUACUCCAGCUGCCUAUAAUCUAGAGACUGAUACAGAGGGUAAUAAUGCUGUUUUGAGGCUUCGCUUCCUUGAAACAAGAAAAAAUACUGCAGCAACUGGAGGUGCUAACUUGGUGUCAUGUGGAGGAUCUGGCUAUGUGAGGUUCUGGGAUACAUUUAAGAAAACACUUCUAGCUGAAUUCUUGGCUCAUGUUGGCGUGGGGUCCAUUAUUAUGUGUAUCGAUAAACUGAAUCGAUACCUUGCCACAGGAGAUUCUGAUGGAUGGUUGAAAAUCUGGAAUAUAGAGGAGUACUGCCUUUAUUCCAGCAAGGACAAAAUCAGCCAGACUCCAACUCUACUAAGGUCAUUCCAGCCUCAUGAGGACCGGAUAAGUUCCUUGGAGAUGUGUGUAUCUGGUGGCCACUUGCUGGUCCUCUCUUCCUCCGCAGACUGUAGCAUCUGUGUCACUGGGCUUGGCAGUGCACCUGCUUUGACCUUUGGUCAGUCAAAGCAUUGGCAUAUUGAAGACUGUUUUUCUCAUCCUAAAAAAGAUACAACAUUAAUGGACAGUGAGAUGCAAGAGGAAAGAAUGAAGGUAAAAGCUUCCUUUUCUGAAGAAUACUCUUGUGUAGACCCAACAGAAUACUCCCUGUUUAAUGAGGAAAAUAAAGACAACUCAGCAUACAUUGUCAGACCAUCAGACAAAUUGAAUAUAUGUAUGAAACAUAAGGAGAGAAAAAUCUAUAAGAAAAAAACACAUGAACUUCCCCAUGGUGAAAUUAUGCAAAAAUCUGCCAAUGCUUUUAGAUUCUUAGCAAUCGGAACACUGAAAGAGCUGCCCGAAGUUCAUAAACCUGCCUUUCUCAUAGAUCCUGAGAAAUACUUUAACGAUGAGCCACAAAAGGAGGAUCCCCAAAUUCCAGAGCUUCCUUUGCUUUCUGAAACUUUGAAAGCUGUAUUUGAUGAGAGAAACCUGUUCUCUAAAGAAAUUUUGGAUCGUGAAAGAAAAGCCAAGCAAUUAUGUCAGGAAACAAGUAGUGAUGUGAAGAGAAGAAAUAAGAAGUAA